This is a messenger RNA of Knipowitschia caucasica, 1200 nucleotides long. The record is from the annotation of a GenBank genome assembly. NCBI's taxonomy places the organism in Eukaryota, Metazoa, Chordata, Actinopteri, Gobiiformes, Gobiidae.
AUGAGGCUCUGGACCCUGACUCUGUUCUGGACCCUGGCUCAGGUUUGGACUCUGCUGCGGAUCACUGCUGCAGAGCUGGACUAUGACUCUAAUGGACAGGGCAUGUAUCUGAGCGGGGAUCACAUCAUUGCAGGGCUGUUUCCUCUAUUUAAAAACAACAAGCACGUAGGAGGCCAGAUAGCCCUGGAGCCAUGCAACAAUGUGCCUGAUGUGAUCCAAGCCUUCACUGUGUUCAGGGGGACUCCGAACAAGCACGGCUUCCACCUGAUGCAGGCCUUACGCUUCACUGUGGAGCAGAUCAACAACAACAGCCUGCUCCCCGGGGUGAGGCUCGGAUAUCAGAUCUACGACAUCUGCUCCAUCCCCGCGAGUAUGCUAGCUACUCUGGACCUGCUGGAACCCCAAUAUCGAGCCCUGUUCCCACCACAGGGCAGAGGAGGAGGAGGAGGAAGGGGUAUCCAGGAGGGGAGUAGAGAACCCCUGGCUGUCAUUGGACCAGACAGCAGCAGCAAAAGCUUUACUCCAGCCGCUCUUUUAGGCUCGUACCUCGUGCCACAGAUCUCUUACGAAGCUUCUAAUGAAUUACUCAGCAACAAGAACCUCUACCCGUCUUUCUUCCGCACAAUCCCCAGCGACAAGAACCAGGUGACGGCCAUGAUCGAGCUGUUGGUCCGCUUCAACUGGACUUGGAUCGCUCUUCUGGGUAGUGACAACGACUACGGUCUCCACGGAAUGCAGUUCCUCACCCAACGAGCCCCUCUCUACGGCAUCUGCAUCGCUUUUCAAGGCAUCAUUCCGUCUGUUUCAGCCACAUCUGCAACAAAGAUGAGACAGCUAGUGGAUGGCAUACUUGCGACUAAAGUCAACACGAUUGUGGCGUUUUCAAGCAAGAGUAUAUUCAGAGGGUUUGUGCCUUACAUCAUUGAGAAAAACGUCACCAAUAAAGUGUGGAUAGGAACUGAAGACUGGUCGAUGGCUCAGCUAAUUUUGAGCAUUCCCGGCGUCCAAACAAUUGGGACGGUGAUAGGAAUAUCGGUGAAACAAGCCGAUUUGGACGGGUUUGAGGAAUUUGAGAAAAGAGAUUUUGAGAAGUCCAUGCAAUACAAUGGGAGUGUAGAUAGUCCCACUGUCGAUCUGCUCUCCCCCCUGUCGCACUGGAUUCAAGAAAGCAUUAACUGGACAACACUCCUGCUGUUUUGA